Molecule: messenger RNA, 913 nt
Organism: Monosiga brevicollis MX1
Lineage: Eukaryota; Choanoflagellata; Craspedida; Salpingoecidae
Exons: 4
Coding region: 41-508 (155 amino acids)
Biological process (GO): mitochondrial electron transport, cytochrome c to oxygen
Cellular component (GO): mitochondrial envelope
Source: RefSeq, a predicted model, not a curated record
ACCGUUUUUUUUUCCUCUUCAUUCUCCUAAAUCCGACAAGAUGAUGGCUGCUGCUGUUCUCCGUCGUAGCGCCGGUCUCGUGGCCCGCUCGACCCGCUCUCUGACCGUGGCUCGUGCUCUCAAGGCUGACCAGGCCCCCGCUGUCGACCCUGCUCUUCGCAAGACCAUUAUUGAGACUGCUGACCCCGCCACCGUCGAGCACGGCGUUGAGGGCCGCAUCCCUGACAACUGGGAGCAGGCCACCGGCAUGGAGCGCAAGGAGAUGAUCGAGAUGGCCAAGGGCAACUCGGAUCCCUUCGGUCUCGAGGGUCUCAAGUGGGGCCCCGUCGGCACCAAGGAAAGCCCCCGCAUGAUCCCCUCGCACGUGGAUGAGCGCAUUGUUGGCUGCGUUGUGGACCCCGAGUCGGAGGUCAUCACCUAUUUCAACCUCAAGGCCGGUCCUCCGGUCAUGGGUCCCGAUGGCCAGUGGUUCCAGCUGCAGAAGACCGAGGAGGAGAUCUCCUGGUAAAGCGGAGCUGCCUGAACGUUUGUGUAUGCCGUGCCCCGUUCUUUUUGAGAAAAGAGGCACACUCUGCCCUCUAGGCAUUCAGCAUUCCGUGUUGCCCAGGCAUCGGUGUUAUGUUUUUGCCUCGGUAAUGAUCUCCCCUCUGCUUUUCUACUUUUUCACCCCAUCUUGCCCGUGGCACCUUGCGCCGGCCUCUUGCUAAUGGCGAGAGCGGCGAGUUUGGCGCGCUAGCUUUGUGCUUUUUUUUUUUGGUCAUGUUGGCGGGUAGUGCAGUUGCGGCCCUCCCCUUCUGGGUGGUCACCGUCCUCACCACCUUGUCAGCGCAUGGCGUUUGACCCAGUCAUCCACACUCUUAACAUGUGGCCUCUGGUUCCAUGUGUCUUUUCUAAUCCACUCAUCUCAAGUCUG